Messenger RNA from Penicillium brasilianum, 921 nucleotides. The record is from the annotation of a GenBank genome assembly. Lineage: Eukaryota; Fungi; Ascomycota; Eurotiomycetes; Eurotiales; Aspergillaceae.
UCGCAGCACCCAAACAGUGUCGCAGCACCCAAACAGUAUCGCAGCACCCAAACAGUGUCGCACUUGAAAUGUUAAAGGUAUUUUUUGGGUGAGAGAGUGUCUCUAAUAUCAGAGAGAGUCUACGUGGAUGAGUUAUACGCGGGACUACCACAUUCGGCUCCUUAUUCAGCUGUACAGUACAGUACCUCUCUGCUUCAGACUCAUACUGUACAAAGAUGAGAUAGGCCUCUGUUCCUCUGAUAUUGCUACGAAAGUUAACUGAACAUUCCGGAUCACAAUGUUUCUCACUACCUGGCUUUUGUUGGCAAGUAUCGGCGCAUCGCAGAUGGCGAAUUUAUUAUUGCCAGGUUUUCAAGGGCGUUCACUUGAAGCUAGUAUCAAAGAGAUGAAUCUAAAUAUUACAACUUAUAUCGUGGUCUGCCCCAAGUCUAUUAAAGCAUCGGAGUGUGGGAUACCCGGGGAUGGCAUGACUGUCAUCGCUGCGCCGACAUUCGCAGAGUUGAGGAAUUCAAAUAACGUCAACAACACCGCAUCUUUAUCCUGCGACAUUGCUGGAACAACCUACGCAUCCUGCCAUGCACGGCAAACAAUCUCUGUACAGGCUACGUUAGCACCAAAAGACCUGAAUUGGAUGGAGAUACCGGUCAUCUCAACGACGGACCAGGCUAUAUUUGCUCCUUCAUCUUUACCAACUGGGAUAGCAAGCAGAAUAACCACAGACAUGUCAUUAGUCUCCCAUCCAACCGCCGUACAGGAGCCAACUGCAGAAAAUAUGGGACCCUCUAUAAAUGUCUUCUCUUGGGCAUUAUAUCGUAUUUCAGCUUCGAUGGUGUUGUUUUCUAUGGGCUAUAUACUAUUGCUCGCUUUUCUGGAUUGAGAAAUUAUCCCGUUUCAUCAUAUGUAGCCACCUUAGAUCGCGGC